AUGCCUGCUGUUGCCGAAAAACAAAAUUUAGCAUCAAAUUUCAUUCUUCAAGAAGAAAUUCAUUGUGUUCACCCGAAAGAAGGAGUCCAUUAUGUUCAAGAAAAUGUGGAUAUGUUCUGCCAUUUAACAUUUAG
Molecule: messenger RNA, 134 nt
Organism: Cetraspora pellucida
Lineage: Eukaryota; Fungi; Glomeromycota; Glomeromycetes; Diversisporales; Gigasporaceae
Source: the annotation of a GenBank genome assembly